AGAAGGCGGGAAAAGACAGGAUGGAGCGACAGGGACGCUGGCUGUGCUCACAGGUGGACAUGCCCCACGUAGAAUGCAAGGACCAGCAGCCGCAGCCGCUGGGGGAGAGCAAGGAGCGGCAGCAGUGCGAGGAGAGCCGCGAAGACGAAGCCGGUCGGGGGUCAGCUAGAAGUCAGGUUUCUAGCCCCUCUAUGGCCACCUCCAGUGCCAACCGCCGGCUGAUGAUGCUAGAAGGGAAGUCAGUAUCCUACUUUUCCUCUCUGGAGUCAAGCAUCGACAUCCUGAAGAAGAGGGCCCAGGAGCUGAUUGAAAACAUCAACGAGAGCAGACAGAAGGACCACGCACUCAUGACCAACUUCAGGGACAGCCUCAAGAUCAAGGUUUCAGACCUGACAGAAAAGCUAGAGGAGAGGAUGUAUCAGAUUUAUAAUCACCAUAACAAGAUCAUUCAGGACAAGCUCCAAGAGUUCACCCAGAAAAUGACAAAGAUCAGCAAUUUGGAAACAGAGCUCAAACAAGUGUGCCACACCGUGGAGACAGUGUACAAAGACCUGUGCAUCCAGCCUGAGGCUACUACUUUGGAAGAAGAACAGGCCCACAAAGAUGGCGAAUGCUGAGAGCUACCAGGAGAGAGUCCCCUCUUGGUGACAGCCACCAAGAGAAGGCUAAGAGGCCACCAUUUGGGCCAUGCCGAGAAAAUUGUUUUUCACAGUUCUGUAAUGCAUCUUGGCCAAAAAAAAAAAA
Leptonychotes weddellii (Weddell seal) is the source of this 744-nucleotide messenger RNA. NCBI's taxonomy places the organism in Eukaryota, Metazoa, Chordata, Mammalia, Carnivora, Phocidae. The record is from RefSeq and is a predicted model, not a curated record.